AUGUCGAAUGGUCUUGGUCGUGCAGAGCUGGGAUCGCACACGCGUUCGUUUACAGGAUGUUCAACGUGCCGAAGCCGCCAUGUCAAAUGCGACGAAGGCCGACCGACCUGUUCUAUGUGCACAUACUUCGGCUUGAAAUGUGCUGGCUAUAAAAAAGAUAUCUUCUUUGACUCCAAAAACCCUGACAGCCGGAUUCGCUUUCGCCGACCAUUGUUUACGGAGGAGGAACGCAUUCAUAUGAGCGAGUGGCUGGUAUCAGCCGCGCCGCCGAAAUCGACGCAUAAGCUUUUAGCACAAAUCGACGAAGAGUGCGAGAAUGCAGCCGUGUCGGAGGAAGUUGAAAUAUCCUAUGGACCGUUUGGGGCAUUUCGAGCGCAACCGCCUCAAACAGUCCAAGUUGCCUCUCCAUCUCCGUGCGACCGACCACCACCUGCCGAGGGAUCAGAUACAACGACAGAAUUGAGUCCCCCAGAAGAUGUGAUACCGAUGAUAGAUCCGUUUCCGGCUGCAUCUGGCAUUUCGGCGUGGUCUCCAGGCUUUAUGCAAUCGAUUCUGGGGCAGCCUGACGGAGAUCCGAGCUCCUCGUCCCCAGAUCUUUUGGAUAUGAUCAUGGACCAAGUUCCUUUUGAUAACCACACUAUAGAUCCAGCCGACUGUCAACUAACUUCCAUAAUAUCAGACUCAUAUUGCAAUCCUCCCAUCUCUCCUCCUUCUCUUAUUCAUGUGCCGGGUGGGACCGGUGCCCUUCCACAAGACGCGGUUUUUCUCCUAAAACAUUAUUCUUCCACCGUUAUCAGUCUGAUGACACCCGUCAGACAUAAGAAGACACCAUGGCAUGUCCUUUUCAUCCCGCAUGCGAAAGACUGCCUUGCCGCACUCGCACUGGGCGAGGAACUAAAUCAUGCCAGUCUAUGCGCAUUCUAUGGCACACUGGCUACCAGUGCUUUUAGCCUCGGUGGUGUCUCCCGAUCUCAGUCAUGGCUUGAUCAAGGACAUCAAUAUCUGCGUCAAGCACAGGAGCAUGCCCGAAAGAUGCUUAUGGCUGCCUACAACAUCCCCAAGCCGGCCAAAUACAAGUCGACAUUAAUGGCUCUACUUACUAUGGUGCAGCUGUCAAAUUUCUGUGGAAAUCGAAACGAAGCGGAAGGGUACUUCUUGGAAGCGGAAAAAUUCAUUCGCUUGAAGGGGCUGAAGCGGAAGAAGUCGCGAAAAGUGCGACUUCUACAUCACUGCUACGUCUUUGAGCGGAUGUUCCACGAGAGCAUCUUUCUUGGUGGGGCAAAUUCAAAUCAACGAAGACACAUACGUCGAGCUAUUGAGUCUAGUGGACUUGCUCCGGCAAGUGUUGAUGGAUUGUCUUUCCGUCUCUAUAAGUACAAUAAUUUGCACCAAGAGAUGUUGCGCGUCAGAGGCAGGGAAGAGGGAGAAAAUGAUCUCCACCUCGAGCGACCUGGAACAUUCUCAGCAACACUAUACCCAGAGAUAUUUGGAAUUCCAGAAACUUGGAUGAUUCUCUUAUCGAUGAUUAUUCGACUCGGAACCGAGAAAGAUGCCGCAGAACAGCAGAACAAUCCGAACGAGUUAAACCUCAAAGAUUUCAUCGGUCGUGCAAAGGCACUUGAAGACUAUAUUAAUCACCUUGAAAGGCCAAGCCAAAUUGCACCUGGUCUUGGCACCCAUCAGUCGUCCGUCGAUCAGCAUAUUCUGGAAAAUAUGCUCGAGGCCAUGCGGCAGGCCUUGGCUAUUUACUUCUAUCGCCGAAUUUACGAUCUGGAUGCAUCGAUGCUGCAAAAAAAAGUAGCUGAUGUACGUGACUGCCUACUCCAAUGUGAAUAUGCCGAUUCGAGCGUGGUGCACGGCUCCGCUGGCUUCAUCUGGCCAGCAUUUAUUGCAGCCUGCGAAGCAGAAGAUCCCAAGGUACAGGAAUCGUUUUCUGCUUGGUUUGAGGUUUCAGCACAGCGCAGUGGGCUUUCAUCCUUUGCUCAAACCCAGGCUUCGAUUGAAAAAGUAUGGGAGGAGAAACGCAGCUCAAAUGGUAGUAGCACGACUUGGGUCGAUUUAAUGAAGAGGUCGGUAGCUUUACAACAAUGA
This is a messenger RNA of Penicillium cosmopolitanum, 2091 nucleotides long. Its product is annotated as Zn(II)2Cys6 transcription factor. Gene Ontology annotation, molecular function: zinc ion binding; transcription cis-regulatory region binding; DNA-binding transcription factor activity, RNA polymerase II-specific. The transcript is spliced from 2 exons. Gene Ontology annotation, biological process: positive regulation of transcription by RNA polymerase II. The coding region runs from base 1 to 2091 and encodes 696 amino acids. Gene Ontology annotation, cellular component: nucleus. Lineage: Eukaryota; Fungi; Ascomycota; Eurotiomycetes; Eurotiales; Aspergillaceae. The record is from RefSeq and is a predicted model, not a curated record.